Leptopilina heterotoma is the source of this 3706-nucleotide messenger RNA. It is a transcript of the gene RhoBTB, whose product is annotated as rho-related BTB domain-containing protein 1. The transcript has 14 exons. Gene Ontology annotation, biological process: small GTPase-mediated signal transduction. The record is from RefSeq and is a predicted model, not a curated record. Lineage: Eukaryota; Metazoa; Arthropoda; Insecta; Hymenoptera; Figitidae. Gene Ontology annotation, molecular function: GTPase activity; protein binding; GTP binding. The coding region runs from base 1000 to 3141 and encodes 713 amino acids.
UUGGAACCAAUGUGAGUGGGUGGGAUAACAUAUCGGGUUCAGUGGCGCGCUUGCCGGGGGAACCAGAGGAGUCAGUCUGCGAUUGUCCGCGACACGGUUGCUAUCAGUCAACGCUAUCUCGUCCUCUGUCCUCUCCUGUCAGUCCUUUCCUCUCCUACCCUCAAGGAGUCAAUCUACUAAAGUCCCAAAAAUUCAGGAUCCACAAAUAAUUGCUACAUUUCUCAGGUGUGUCCUUAUCACUCUCUUCAUCUACUAUUCUUUUACAGUCGUAUCUUAAAUUAACUUUUCCAAUGAUUUACCAUCAUUGAUGGAAUCAUUCCUGGUAUCAAUUGUGUGAGUCCAUCAGGGUUUCAUUUUUUCUCACCUAAAGGAUGUCAUCGAUUAUGUAAAGUUUCCCUCCAAAUGUUUUAUUUACAAUUACUUACGAAUUCUGUCAUUCUAUGAAAAUGGGUUUAAUCUUCUUAACCUACUGAACAGUUAUCGAAACUGUAAACAGUUUAUCGAAACUAGGAUCAUACAGUAAGUACAUACCAAAAGCGCCUAAUAGUCAGCCUAAUAGUUGAGAUAUGAAAAUACAGUUCAGAAUCAUUAAUUCUUUGAAACCUACUUUUUAAACCUCCCUUAAAAAAGAAAAGUCGUCCGAUUAUCUUAAACUCUUAUUGCGGAAUCUACAUUUUUUUGGAUAGUAAACAUUUCGGAAUUUAUAGUAAUUUCCUGGCUAAUUGAAAUUAGCUAAAUAAUUGACAAAGAAGUCUUCGGAAUCAUUAAAUUUAGGAGUGCUUUUCGCGCAUUCUGACGACGGACCUCUCGGCACUCACGUGAGGAAACAUUGCUCCCAAUCCGCAACAUCGAUUCCCGUCUUCGACCUGACAGCUUUAAAGGGCGAAUGUUUUGGACGCGUAUCUCGGGAGGGUUAACAAUUUUCGAAGCAACAGUUAGAAUUUGGAACGAACUGGAACGAAACAAAAUAAAUUGGAUGAAAAGGGGAGAUAGCCGGUGAUGGACAAUGAGCAACCCCACCAAGAGUUGGUCAAGUGCGUGGUUGUGGGGGACACUGCUGUUGGAAAAACCAGAUUAAUUUGUGCCCGAGCUUGUAACAAACAUGUCUCAUUGUCGCAACUACUCACCACCCACGUACCCACAGUCUGGGCCAUCGAUCAGUAUCGAAUUUACAAAGAUGUACUAGAGCGAUCAUGGGAGGUCGUAGACAACGUCAAUGUUUCAUUGCGUCUUUGGGACACCUUCGGCGAUCACGAGAAGGAUCGUCGAUUCGCAUAUGGAAGAUCCGACGUUGUGCUACUUUGUUUUUCAAUAACAAAUCCCGUGUCUUUGCGAAACUGCAAGGUGAUGUGGUAUCCAGAGAUUCGGAGAUUUUGUCCCCAGACACCGGUACUAUUAGUGGGAUGUAAAAAUGAUCUGCGAUACAUGUACUGUGAUGAGACUUAUUUAAGUUAUUUUCGUGACCGCAGUCCUUUUGUGAGAGCGACGCGCAAAAGUGAUUUGGUAAUGCCAGAUGAGGCACGAGCAAUGGCAAGAGAUCUCGGUGUUUCCUACUACGAAACUAGUGUUUUCACUUAUUAUGGGGUCAACGAGGUCUUCGAAAAUUCCAUAAGGGCUGCCUUGAUUGCGAGACGUCAGCAACGUUUUUGGAUGACGAAUCUCAAAAAAGUACAAAGGCCUUUUUUGCAGGCACCCUUCUGUCCACCGAAACCUCUUCCACCGGAAGUGUGCCUCACACCUAGCACAUAUGAAGAAAACAUGAAAACACUGUGGACCAAACCUGUUCACACUGAUGUUAUACUCAUCACCGGAAGUUGUUCCCUGCAUGCUCAUCGUUGUCUUUUAGCCGCAGCUUCACCUGCUUUUCAUCGUCUCUUUGCCAUGGAACUCAUUCAAGAAUACACUCCCCGUAGUUCCAGUGAAUCUAGUAUGGUUAGCACUUUUGGUGAAGCCACUGUUGGGGAUUUUAAUGAUGAUACUGAAUGUUUGAUCCGUAUUGAUCAAAAUAAACCAACAAAAGUUUGGGAACAAAUUAAGAGACGUUCCAGCUUCCAAGUACUGCCAACAGUGGACACAAAACCCACUGGAGUUUCUUCAAGAGAACUGAAUCAUCCGGCCUUCCAAAGUAUUAGAUUAGCUAUGAUCGAAAAUGCCUAUGGGGUACAACAGCAAUCAACAAUCAUAACCCUUUCAAAACUCGUUACUCCCCAUUGCAUAAAGCAAUGCUUGCAGUUUAUUUACACCGGCAGUUUGGACAAAAAGUACCACGAUUUGCAAGAAAUAAGACAAGCGGCUGAAUUUCUCGAGUUGCAUCAAUUGCUAAUGGUGAUUAACAGUAUUCAAACAAGAGAACCGCAAUUUAUCACUAACGAUCUUAACAACCAGUACAAACAAGUUGUGAGACAAAGAUUGGAAAAUUUGUGUUUGGAACAAGGACUAUUUGCUGACGUUGUUUUCGAUUUGGAUGAUGGUAGCAUGCCUGCCCAUCGAGCAAUUGUUGCCGCCAGGUGUGAUAUGAUGAAAGCCAUGUUCUGUGGUGAUUUUCGUGAAAGUAGUGCGAAAAUUAUUGUUUUCCCUGGCGUUAGAGAAUAUACCUUCCAUAAAUUACUGUGUUAUCUUUACACUGAUGAGGUGCCUGUUAUAAUCGCAACCAAGUGCUUGAAUCUUUUAGAAUUAGCAAACAGACUUUGUUUACCUCGACUCGUAAAUCUGGUGGAAAAUCGCGUGAUUGAGGAUUUGGAUCGCAUCUCCCAAAAUGAUGGAAAUGAAGCAGUUGAGAUUUGUUUAAGACUUCUGGAACCGUGCAAGUUAUACAAUGCCGAUCAACUGGCUGAUUGGUGCAUGAAUCAUCUUUGCGUCAACUACAACAAACUCUGUAAAAUGUCUCCUCGAAGCGUGAAACUUCUUCAUCCUGAAAAUCAGGAAUAUUUGAACGAACACCGUUGGCCACCAGUAUGGUACUUGAAAGAUUAUGACUACUAUCAAAAAUGCCUAGCCGAACAAGAUAAAGAGAGCAAGCCAAAUUUGAAAAGAAAUCGAAAUCAAUCAGGUUGCCUUUGUUUUUCGUCAUCAAAUAAGAACAGACGAGAGGAAAGUACACCAAAUCGUCCAUUAUUUGAAGCGUCAAUUGAAUCAAUUUGACGAGAGCCAAGCGGCUUUAGCCGCUCAUUCAGACUCACUUUUCCUGUGCUCAUCAUAUUUGUCUGCACUAUUUUUACCAUUUUGAUACUGCUACAGAUUUAUACUUAAAAAAAAUCGACUAAUUAUAUAAGAUGCGUAUAUAUACAUACAAUAACGAGGACUGCAUUCGAUUAUAUAAAAAAUUAUAUCUAUACCAGAUACCAGUUCCCAUUACCUACAUCAUAUCUACUAUAAUUGUCAAAAAAAAACUCCCAUCGACUAUUUCAGUCGCAAAGUGAUAGAAUAUUUAAUUAUAAUAAUUAUAAUCGCAUGAUGAGAAUUAAGUUUACUUUUAAAUAUAUUUCGAAAAAAAAACUUUCGAAAAUAACAAUUUUUCAGAGUGAGAAAACAUAAUAUUAUGAGGAAAAACAGAGAUAACUUUUUUAAUGAUUUUAAAUUAUUAAAAAUUAUUAUCCUUUGUCCAUGAAAAUAUAUUUGACGCGCUUCGAAGAAAGGAACCUAAAAAAGCAAAUCGUUUUGAGGUUAUGUUUGUUAUUUUCUGUUUUUGUUUAAUUGCGGAAAAAGA